AUGCACAGAACCACUGGGAUCCUGGUCGGGCUCUCAGCCUUCUUGCCCGCACUCGCAACACCGACAAGCCAACCCAAAAGCUGUGUCCAGCUCCAAAUCCCUGUGACGGCUUCAGCCAAUAACACUCGCUACAACUCCGUCAAAGUCGAAAGCAACAUCGACCUUGUAGACUUUGUUUGGGACACUUCGACCUGGCCCCACGCCAACAGGAGCGUUGAAGUCCUUCCCGUUCACGGGACUUAUUCUAUAAGCGCUCAGCUCUGCAUUCCUGCCGAUGGCAAGAAGUCGGAUGUCUUGCAGAUCGCCACCCAUGGUCUAGGUUUCGACAAGCGAUACUGGGACCCUGAACUCAAGCCUGAGAAGUAUUCUUAUGUCGAUGCUGCUCUCGCAAAGGGGUACUCUAUCCUGACUUAUGAUCGUCUCGGAACUGGCAAGUCCACCAAAGCCGACGGAUACAACGAGGUCCAGCUUGGAUUGCAGGUCGCAAUCCUGAAAGAGCUCACUAUUCUCGCUAGAGAUGGAAAGCUACUUGAGUCGUCCAAGGCUACCAACAAACGUCCCCAGAAGUCUUUCUACGAUUACAAGCCCAAGAAAGUCGUUCACGUAGGACAUUCAUUUGGUUCCGCCACAACAAGCGGUCUUCUCUCUCUCCACGGUAGUCUCAGCGACGGCGCCAUUUUAACUGGCUUCCUCCCCAACAACCAAAGUGGUAAGGUCGGUGCUAAUACAUUCGGUUUUGAGUUUGCGCGACAGUAUGACCCCAAGCGCUUUGGCGAUCGUCCUGCUGGAUAUGCCGUGCAGGCCAGUUUGAGCAGCAUCCAGCAGAUCUUCCUCAAGAAGGGGUCUUUUGAAGUUGAGGCGCUUGAGUAUGCUGAGAAGAUCAAGCAGACUGGUACAGUUGGGGAGUUAUCCCCUGGUCUUCUUACACAGCCUUCUACUGAGUUUAAGGGUCCCCUCCAGUACUUCAUCGGUGAGAAUGAUUACCCAUUCUGCGAUGGCGAUUGCAACAACACCUACGAUAUGGUGACGCUCAAGGGCCUUAAUCCCGGAGCGUCUCACAUCGGGGUUCACCUACAGCCCGACACAGGCCAUGGUCUUACUCUUUCUACCAAUGCUACGGCGGGUUAUGAAGUCAUGUUAGCCUACUUGGGCUCUCAGGGACUUUAG
Molecule: messenger RNA, 1167 nt
Organism: Fusarium verticillioides 7600
Lineage: Eukaryota; Fungi; Ascomycota; Sordariomycetes; Hypocreales; Nectriaceae
Exons: 3
Coding region: 1-1167 (388 amino acids)
Source: RefSeq, a predicted model, not a curated record